Penicillium olsonii is the source of this 3360-nucleotide messenger RNA. NCBI's taxonomy places the organism in Eukaryota, Fungi, Ascomycota, Eurotiomycetes, Eurotiales, Aspergillaceae. The record is from the annotation of a GenBank genome assembly.
AUGUCGCUCGGCCACAACGCCUGGCCCCCGGGCAACAUUAGGCCUCCGGAUGACCUCCAGGAAUCUCCUCGUCCUGUCAAUGGCUUGGUUAAGACUUUAUCGGGCUCCCGGACGCCUCAAAUACGCGGCUCUGUCGGCGCCGAAGGGCAGAACCCCAACUCGACGUCGGAAGCUGAUAUCGCGACCGAGGAAGACCCGCGCAUUGCCCAAUUCCGGGAAUUGUAUCGCCGGAGCGAGGCGAAAAUUAGCCUGCUGUUCUCGGGACAGGAGCUGGAUGAUGACACGGUGGGGGGGCCCGUCACCGAGGAAGUGAAGCCGCCCGAGCCUCACACCGCACGCGUUGAUGACGGCCCACCUUCCACAGCCCCGCGCAAAUCGGCGCGCAAACUGGACGACGACGACUACGAUGAUUAUGACGAGGAUGACGAUAUGGAAGACGACGCUCAAUCCCCAAAAUCCAAGCCCGCCGCCCCACAUGACCCUGCCGGCGUCGCAUCAUUAGCACACCACCCUAGCGCAUCAUCAUCCAGCGGCCCGGAUGAGACCAAAGAGACGAAGAAGGAGACAAUGGAAGAUCUUCGGAAACAACUUGAGGAAGACAAGAAGUCCACCGAGGAGGCUGCCAGGAGAAGCUUCCAUACCAUCUUCUACACCCUUGAGAAUGAUCGAGAUGCGAUGUUGGACCAACAGCGCCUGGAAGAGUCGGAGCGACAAGUGGAGGCAGAGAUAUCUGGACAGGCGAACAUGGGUGGUAACAGUACCCAGGGGGCCUCCAAUGGCUAUAGCUCCCUGAGUAAUACCAACUUGGGAGCUUCCAGCUUGACAUUAAAGAACCUCAUCGCCAGAAUCGACAAGAAACGCGACAGGGUACAGGCGUCGGAUGCCGAGCUGCGCAGCCUGCUGAGCGAAGUUCGGAAGAAUCGCAGUAAAUGGGCAAACGAGGACAAGGUCGGCCAGGAGGAGCUGUAUGAAGCGUGCGAGAAGGUUCUCAGUGAGCUCAAAGCCAUGACCGAGCACUCGACCGCUUUCUUGACCCGCGUCAACAAACGCGAUGCGCCUGACUAUCAUGCUGUCAUCAAGCACCCGAUGGACCUCGGCUCAAUGACCAAAAAGUUGAAGGGACUGCAAUACAGAUCCAAGCAAGACUUCGUCGAUGAUCUCACCUUGAUUUGGGCUAAUUGCCUGAAAUAUAACACAAACUCCGAUCACCCUCUGCGCAAGCAUGCGGUUUACAUGCGCAAGGAGACAGAGAAGCUUGUCCCGCUGAUCCCCGAAAUUGUCAUCAGGGAUCGAGCAGAAGUCGAGGCCGAAGAGCGCCGACUUCAACUUGCCGAACUUGAUGGCGCCGAAGAAAGUGACGAGGAGCCUAUCAUGGCGUCGCGCGGGCGGAAGGCCCCUGGAAAGAAAUCGUCGAAGAAGGGCACCGCACCAUCUCGCAACACUCCCAGCGGCUCCGAGGGUCCUGCUGGUCCCCCCAACACUCAACCGGCUCCUGUUGCUCGGGCAGACUCGGAUGCUAUAGGGGAAGCUGCCCCAAACGGAUUCUGCACACCUCCUCCAGGAUCACACACGCCCUCUGAUCCUGCUGGGCCCGGGGCGAUCGCAAUGGGUAGCCAAGAUGAAGCAAUGGACAUAGAUGGCCCUGGUAUAUCCGCCCCUGUUCUGAGUGCGCUAUCGGUCCCCGGUGGUGUAGAGCUGGAGGACCCAGAAUACAAAGUGUGGAAGCAAGUGACCAAGAAAGACCGUGCGCUUAUUGCGGCCGAGCGGCAUCGUCUCCUUAGAGGAGACAAACUGAAUUCUGAGGAGCCGGCUCUGCUCAGAACCAAGGCUGGAAUGCGUCGCUGGCUUCGUCACCAGAAGCUCGCCACUAUUGAAGCUGACCGGUCUCGCGAUACGGGCUCUCAUGCCAUGGAACCCGAGGUCGCAAGCGAAACACUUGCAGAAGGCAUUGAGGUCGAGGAAGAUCAAAUGGUUCCAUUUUAUUAUGACGUUAUGUCUGGCGUCCCCGACCUGCCUGAACGUCUUCUAUGGAAAGAAGACGGACAGGGCAACGUCGUUGAUGCCUCUGAAGAAUUCUUGAGAAUUCUUCCAAAGGGCCAUUUUGUCCAACCGGAUAGCAAGUUGACGCAGAAGAUGAACGCGAAUAUACGGCAAAUGCAAGAGACUCGCAAGAUCUGCUCGAAAAUCGGCAUCGUGAAGCAGAUGCAGCUUCAGUCCCAGAUGUAUCAAAACCAAUUCCAAAAAUACCAACCUGAACCUUUUGUGGAACAAGAUGCCGAGCCUCAUGUCUUGAAUGACAAUGGCCCCGUCAUAGCUCCCUGGGCGUGCAGAGCAGCUUUGCAGCGCUCCGUCGCCAAGAUUUUCUAUCACACUGGAUUCGAGGAAUAUCAGCCCUCGGCACUCGAGUCUGUGACGGACAUUGCUGCCGACUUCUUUCAGAAGCUCGGGUCAACCGUGAAGUCUUAUAUGGAAACACCAAAAAUGCCUGCCACUGAGAACCAGGAUCCCGCUUCCCCGACAGCCGAGUGGAAACCUGCAUAUACGGAGCCUGAGAUCAUCCUGCACACUUUGUCCUCUGUCGGUGUACACCUUGACGAGUUAGAGCUCUACAUCAAGGAUGAUAUUGAUCGAUUAGGGACCAAGCUCACUGCAGCUCAUAGUCGCCUCAAGUCGCUACUGACUGAACUCCUUCGACCAGCCCUGGAAGGCGGCGAAGAUGGCUCAAAUGCAUUCAAGGAUGGUAGCGAACAAUUCGUUGGCGGUGAUUUCGCCGAAGACAUCGACGAGGAUUUCUUUGGUUUCAAAGAAUUGGGGUUGGACCGGGAGUUCGGUCUCUCCACACUGAGUGUGCCCUUGCAUUUACUCCAGAACCGGAUGUUCAACGCGGCCAAUCCACAGAGCACCACUGUCUCGCAGUCCGUUGAUCUGUUCCCUCCGCCACCGCCCUAUGCCCGCAUCUCAGCAGACAACGUCUCCGACCAAAUCGGACUCUUGCACUCGUUCUUCAAGGGCAAGUUAAACACUAGCCGCAACGAAGCUCUCGUGGAGGACCUCGAACUACCACCCAAGCAGAGGCCCAUGGCUGCCAAAACACGUCUUCCACCUUCUGGCAAAAUCCCCCAGCAGGGUCUCACAGGUCCGACGUCCAGCCCGCAGAAACGCACCGCGUCCUCGACUGCUUCCAAGACCACUACUACAGAGCCAAGCAAGAAGAAAGCCAAGAAAAAUAGCGGAAUUCCUGAAAUGCCCAACUUUAACCCCGAUGGCGAAGGUGAUAGAACCGCAGAUCCAUCCGGCAGUGUUAAUGCACAACUCGACGCACCCGUCGAAGGUGCGGACCCCAUAGCCACGGAAGCGUGA